AAUAAAAUAAUAACUUCAAUUGAACAGAUAUAACUCCGUUGUGUCACUCGAACGAACAAAACUUUGUUAAUAUAAACUAUUUAUAAACAUAGUCUGCAUACGAAAUAUAAAAACAACCUCGUUUGUGAGACUGUAGAAAAGAAUAACGAUUAUGAUUUGUUUUACAUUACAAUAUGCUUUUUAACUUUAUUCUUAGUAGAUUGCAGUUCAUUAGUUGUCAUUAUUUCUAUAUCAAAAGUCACCCGUGAAUCUGUACUGCACUUGCGCUUAUCCAAUGACAUUCGUUGAUUAAAUUUAGAAACAUCUCAAAGUGUGUGCAGAAUAUUGUCUCAGUUUUGAGGAUAGGGGAUGAUUUUCCGGCAAAUGAAUCCCUCGAGCCGGUUUUAAUUAUUCGUUGCAAUGCGAAAGUAUCAACAGUUAGCUCUUGUUCUCGUCUCUAUUAGCUGCAUUGCCAUACUAUUGGUGUAUAAAAGUGAGAACAAUCGUUUGAAAUAUGUAUUAGAAGUGGUCAAUAUUUUCGGACGGACAGAUGCAGCUGCAUUGAUCCGUAUUGACAACAGCAGCCGCUAUCGUGACGUGUCAUAUGACUUGGAUAACCCUCUUCCGGUGUGGCAAAGAGUCGGUCACGAUGUGUACGUAUACUCAGCUUUUUGGCAAAAGAAUGAUCUCCAGGCUGGCGGAACAGUGGUCAGUUUAGCCGUUGGACUUGAGCAAGCCAUGGUGAACUUCAAAUGCCAGGUGCAGCAUGGAUCCAAAGACAUAGUCACGGGAAAAUUUCUAUUUAUGAGAGUCGAAAAUCCCACUGGAUCGAUAGUGAAACCGAAUGGAGAAGUUUUUGUUAUUUAUAAAUUUCUUUGUAAAAUAAAACGGGAUUUUGGGCAUCCGACUGAGGUGGUUUUUACCGAUACGGCACAUUCAAUAAAAAGAUUUAUUCCGCUGCGUGUUAUCGACAGCAAAUCCAUAUCUCAGAAGAUGACUAUGACUGCAUGCGUAGAUUUGAACAACUAUUUGGAAUUAGAGGAGGAAUUCCGUGAACCAUCUGCCGUGCUUCAAUACUUUCUGCACCAUCAAAUAAUUGGUGUAGAUGAUUUUAUCGUAUACAAUAGCAACGCACUCGAUUCUUCCACUGCAUCGAUUCUGUACAACCAUGGUAUCAAAAUCAACCUAUUGCCUUACAAUUUCCCCUUCGAUUUGACCAACAAACAGCAGAAUCGUCAACUCAUCGAGAUGGACUGCCUUAUGCGAAACUUCAAUGCUGCCAAAUACACAUUCGUUAGUGCCAUAAAUGAGUAUCUCUAUCCGAGUUCUCGACUACGUAGCAGCAAUCAAUUCCUGAAAUACGCUGGUAAGGUUUCAAGUGACGCUUCACACUUCACGAUAGCUGCCAGGGCGGUUUGUAUCGACAAUAGGAAGAAGAUAUUUUCCGAUAAUCUACUGUAUGACACGGACACGAGGAGCGAGAGGCCGUUUUACAUCUACCGUCCACAAGAUUAUAAUAGGCCUGUUAGUGAGCCGCCUCCAAAGCCAUUAGACAUUGACAGAAAUAUUAUGUUCGUUCAUCGUUAUUUGGAGAAAUGUGUCUCUAAAUCGGACCUAUAUGAUUGGACGACUAUCCUGAGCAAGGAUUUCCUGCAGUACGUGAUCGAAAUAGGGAAAGAGCUAAACAAACUCAUCUAUCGAUGAACGCUUUGUGUGAUAUCAAAUGUAAGAAAACAACGACAACAAAAAAGAAUUAGCUACUACAAGCGUACACAAGCACAAAGGCGCGCACAAGAACUAUUCGGAAAUGAUAGUGAUACAAAACAUUAGGGCGUAAGCAGAAUGAUCGGUACAUUUGCAUUUGUGCAAUAAGCUUGACGCAUACACAAUACUUACCGUUGAAGGUUUUUAAAAUAUUGGAUUUGUGUAAUUUUAUCUCAGACAAAUGCAGUCAACGAUUCACAAUACACAACGUAACAAUAAUUCUUAACCUAUGUCAAAAUUUUAUAUUCAAUAACUAUCUCUUGAAAUGCGUGUUGCUUCAUAAAUAAAGUUUUUUGAAAUACUG
Toxorhynchites rutilus septentrionalis is the source of this 2047-nucleotide messenger RNA. RefSeq lists its product as uncharacterized. The record is from RefSeq and is a predicted model, not a curated record. The coding region runs from base 400 to 1683 and encodes 427 amino acids. NCBI's taxonomy places the organism in Eukaryota, Metazoa, Arthropoda, Insecta, Diptera, Culicidae. The transcript is spliced from 2 exons.